AUGGCUUUUCAUAAUUGCCCUGCUUCUUUUUGGCGUUCUUUGAAUGUGGUUCCUUGUCAUCAGAACUCCAGAGUUGAUAUGUGUUCGAAUAUUUGGGUGUUCGUUCAUCCUGUUGUUUUUGUCAGAAUUGAGUUAUCUACUGAUCAGACGGUUUUCAUUGGUGAUUUCAAUGCUGUUAAGGGAGCUCAUGAACGGAUUAGCACCCGUCUCCCAAAUGCAGCCGCCUGCAGAGAGUUCAACGAUUUUAUUGCUGCUUCUGGGUUUGUGGAACCCCAGACUUCUGGUCUUCGAUUUACUUGGUCGGGCCGGAGGUUUAUGCCUUCUCAUGUUGAGUCAGUUCUUGACAGGGCAAUUGUUUCGAAUUCUUUUUCCGAUAACUGGCAGUCUAUAACGUCACAUGCUCUUCCCCGUGUGACGUCUGAUGAUGCGCCAUUGGUGCUUAUUUGUUGUCAAGCCCAGCAGACUAGUCGUCGUUUCUUCAAGUUCUUACAUAUGUGGACUAGUCAUCCGGAUUUUGAGAGUUUCGUUGAAAAAUCUUGGCGGAACACGGUGGACACGCGAUGUCCGAUUUAUAGGGUUAUGUUUAAGCUUAAACGGCUGCGAAAAGAGCUGCAAAAUUGGAAUAGAUCUGUCUUUGGGAAUGUUGAUAUUUCAAUCGCUACUGCGCAGCAGGAGUUAUUGGAGAUUCAGGCUCAGAUUUCACAAGAAGGGUAUACGGAUGCGCUUUUUGACGCUGAGGAGGAGAUUGGUGGUCAUAUUGUUCAGUUUUUUACUAGUCUCUUUGCAGAAGAUCAAACAGCUGAGGUGGAUAUUGUGCAGAUUGAGGCUGUUAUUGAGCACACGGUUUCUUCGGCUCAGAAUGCCUUUCUGUCUAGGAUUCCUGAUCAGGAGGAGAUUACUGCUGCGGUUUUUGACAUGGAUCCACACAGUGCUGCGGGUCCGGAUGGCUUUUGUGGUCGGUUCUAUCAUGCUUGCUGGAGUAUCAUUAAGCAGGAUAUCUGGGAGGCUGUUAGGAAUUUCUUUGUGGCUUCCUAUCUUCCGACAGGUUGCAACUCCAAUACUUUGAUUCUCAUUCCGAAGAAAGAGACGGUGAAUUCAGUUACUGAUCUGAGGCCUAUUGUGCUUUCGAAUUUCAUUUUCAAAAUCAUUUCGAAAGUUUUGGCUACGAGGCUGAGCGGUGUGGCGGCGGAGUUGGUCUCCAAGCAUCAGUUUGGUUUUGUUAGAGGUCGUUCCAUUCAUGACUGCAUUAUGCUUGGUUCUGAGGGGGUUAACUGCCUCAAGCGUUCUCAUGGGGGGAUUAACAUGGCUUGUAAGAUUGAUAUCAGAAAGGCUUUUGAUACUUUACGUUGGGAUUUUCUUCUUAAGUGUUCUAGAGGCGUCAGGCAGGGGGAUCCUUUGUCCCCAAUUUUAUUUGGAAUUGCUGAAGAUGUGCUCAGUGUCCUCUUCCAGAAUUGUGUUGAUUCUGGUAAUCUUGUUCCAAUGAAAAUUACCAGAGGUACUGCUUUCCCUACUCAUCUUCUUUAUGCAGAUGAUAUUUUGGUGUUUGGUCGUGCAACGACUGCGAAUGCUCGAAAGAUCACUCAUAUUUUUGAGUUUUAUGGCUCUCUUUCCGGUCAGAUCUGUUCUAUGGAGAAAUCUCACGUUUAUUUUGGGGACAAGACUCCUAACAGGUUGAAACGUCAUAUCAUUAAUAUUUUGAAGUUCAGGAAGGGAUCUCUGCCGUUCAAUUAUCUAGGCGUGCCUAUUUUCUCUGGGCGGGUCAAAGCCUCUUUCUUGCGUGCAAUUCAUGAUCGGAUAAUUCUCAAGUUUGCUAGAUGGAAGGGCAUGCAGCUUUCUAUGGCUGGUAGAAUUUGUUUGGUGAAGUCUGUGAUUCAGAGUUCUAUUACGCAUUCUAUGAUGGUGUAUCGCUGGCCGAGAAGUCUCAUUAAGGAGCUGGAUUUGAAGUGUCGGAAUUUUAUCUGGACUGGCGAUGUCUCCAAGAGACCCAGCUGCCCGGUUCGUUGGGCGAGGGUGUGUGCUAUUAAGGAGGAGGGUGGUCUUGGAAUUCGUUCAUUUGAUAUUAUGAACAAGAGCUACUUGAUGAAGAUGGCGUGGAACAUUAUUGGUGGGCAUAGUUUCAGUCAUCAGAUUAUGCGCAGUAGAUAUUUGACGCCGCUUUGCCGUCCUACCAAGGUGGCGGCGUCUUCGAUCUGGUUGGGCUUGAGGCUGGAAAUCACUAAGUUAGUUGAUGACACUGAUUGUUAUGUGGGUGAAGGAACUUCGAUCAAUUUUUGGAUUGAUGAUUGGCUUGGUUACUCUCUUGUGAAGCGCUGUGGUGUCCCGGAUUUUCUUUUGCAGACGCUGACUUGCUCAGUGGCGGAUUAUUUUUAUGAAGGGAUUUGGCAUUUCACUCAAAACUUUAUAAAUGUCUUCCCAGAAAUCGUUUGUGAUAUCCUGCUGCUUCUUGUCGGGGAGGGUUCGGAUGAUAGGUUUUGGAAGAGUUCUGUGCAUGGUACGGUCUCUGCUACCGCAGCUUUCUCAAAACGCUGUCAUGGGUUUCCUUAUGUUAAGUGGGGUUCUUGGAUUUGGGAAAAUUUCAUCCCGGUUCGACGUUCGUUGCUUUGUUGGAGGCUGAUUCAUAACCGUUUACCUACUUUUGAUUGCCUCAUUAAGCAAGGACUGAUUAUGCCUAAUUUUUGCUGUUUUUGCUAUAGGAGUGGGGAGUCUAUCGAUCAUCUUUUCUGGCAAUGCAGCGAGCUUAGACAUGUUUGGGAGGAGUUCCUAAACUGGUUUAAUUUUAAUGGUGAACAUGUUGAUAUCCAUUGUUUCUUAGUUACUGCAUGGAAUCAUAAGCCUAGCUCUCAAGUUCUGACGUACUGGAAGGCUGGUAUUAUUUAUCUUCUUUGGGCUAUUUGGCAUCAAAGAAACGAGUGUGUGUUCAAAGGGAAGGUUUUUAGCAGGCAGCGUUUGCUACAACACAUUAGGAUUACUUUUAAAGAAGUUGAAGCUAACUUCAGCAAGUUGGGUUGUAUGAAUAACAGUUGGUCGGAUUAUUUGAUUAUUAGGAGGAUUGGGGUGGCGUCUAAAGCCUCGCCGCCUCCUAUUUUUGUGAAUGUGCAUUGGUGGCCUCCGAUUCUACAGUGGAUUAAGGUCAACACUGAUGGCUCUGCUUUGGGAGCUCCGGGGAAGAUCGCUGCUGGCGGAGUUUUUCGGGAUAAUCAUGGUUGUGUCCGUGGGUGUUUUCAUCAAGAUGGUGGCAAAGGGUUUGCCUUUGAAGCGGAGCUUCUUGCGGUCAUUCUCGCGAUUCAAAUUGCGCAUGAGCGGAACUGGCGGUUUUUAUGGGUGGAAUCAGAUUCUACUUAUAUUGUGAAUAUUUUUGGAAGGCGGGAUUAUUUGGUUCCGUGGCGCUUCGUGGCUGCUUGGAAGAAGACCUUGGGUUUGCUUAGAGAUUUCAACUUGCAGGUUACUCAUAUUUACAGGGAGGGCAAUAAGCCGGCGGAUAUUAUGGCAAGCGAGGGGGUGCCAAAUGGUUGGUGGCUCCAUGCGAUUGAGGCUAUCAAGACGGCGGUUGGUCUUGACAUGGCUUCUCACAGCCACGUUCGUUUACGUUAUUGA
Messenger RNA from Salvia miltiorrhiza (redroot sage), 3594 nucleotides. RefSeq lists its product as uncharacterized. The transcript has 4 exons. The record is from RefSeq and is a predicted model, not a curated record. Gene Ontology annotation, molecular function: RNA-DNA hybrid ribonuclease activity; nucleic acid binding. The coding region runs from base 1 to 3594 and encodes 1197 amino acids. Lineage: Eukaryota; Viridiplantae; Streptophyta; Magnoliopsida; Lamiales; Lamiaceae.